Colletes gigas is the source of this 560-nucleotide messenger RNA. RefSeq lists its product as uncharacterized. The record is from RefSeq and is a predicted model, not a curated record. The coding region runs from base 26 to 550 and encodes 174 amino acids. The transcript is spliced from 2 exons. NCBI's taxonomy places the organism in Eukaryota, Metazoa, Arthropoda, Insecta, Hymenoptera, Colletidae.
UAGAAGGAAUAAUCAAGUCAGCGACAUGAAAAUUCUUUUCGUGGGACUAAGUCUUUUUUGCCUCUUCGUAGCGAGAGUGCAAUCGAAGCCACAGAUAACGAAGCUGUUUCCAGUUCAGGAGGCGAUAGAGUACCACCAGCGAGCAAACAAUGAGAUGAAACCAUUGGAUAGGCUCCUGGGCAAAUUACGGGCCACGUACGACUUCGUGUUUCGUAAGCCGGAGAACACGAGCAACGUGGAAAAAAUUUUAGCCAAAGAUGCCGGUUCUGACAAGUAUCGACAAACCGAGAAAACGUUAGUGCUGACGGACGACGACUGGGUGAACGACAUUCAACCCCUAGACCGUUUGGAACCCCUCGAAUUGGAAGACGAGACGGAAGAUAAGAAUCUGGAAGUGGAAUUCGUCACCCCGAGAUCGAGUUUUCAGCUUCCCGCUACGCUAAGCAAACACCUGGUCGACUGGCUUGGAUCGCUCUUAGGCAUCACUUAUGGUGUUUAUUCUAAACUAGCAAGGGCUAUUUACAGUAAUAAUACAGUGACGAAUAAUUAGCGAGCAAUGG